AUGAGAGUUUCUCGUCUGAAGUAUGUAAUUUGUAUUUAUCACACCGUGCGCUGCGCGUGCCCAAUCGGCGACGAUGAAAAACACAAAACGAUCGCCAAACAAUCGAAAGGCGUGACUUUGACAUCUGACAGCAUGGAAGUCGGACCCUUGACUUCGGAGCCAACUUGGCAACAACUCCAAGAUUAUUACAACAAGAACGCCUCAAAGCUGGUGAUUAAGGACCUUUUCGCCCAGGACCCGAACCGCUUCAACAACUUCAGCUUGAAGCUGAAAACGCCCAACGAUGGCGACAUCCUGGUCGAUUAUUCGAAAAACCGCAUCAAUUCCGAUGUUCUCAAACUGUUGUUUUCCUUGGCCCGCGCCCGCAAGGUCGAAAAUGCACGCGAUGCAAUGUUUUCCGGGCAGAAAAUCAACUUUACAGAGGACAGGGCCGUACUGCACACGGCUUUGCGUAAUCGCUCCAAUCAGGCGAUUCUAGUCGAUGGGAAAAAUGUGAUGCCGGAGGUGAAUGCGGUCCUGGAGCACAUGAAGCAGUUCACUAAUUCGGUCCUGAGCGGGCAGUGGAAGGGUUACACAGGCAAGCCCAUCACCGACGUGGUGAAUAUUGGCAUCGGGGGCUCCGACCUGGGCCCCCUUAUGGUGACCGAAGCCCUGAAGGCGUACGGUCGCGGCUUGCGAAUGCAUUUCGUGUCGAACAUCGACGGUACGCAUUUAGCCGAAGUUUUGAAAAAAAUCGACGCUGAGUCUGUACUUUUUAUCAUUGCUUCGAAAACAUUCACAACACAGGAGACAAUAACCAAUGCCACUUCGGCCAAGCAGUGGUUCUUAACCCAUGCUAAAGAUCCUGCUGCUGUUGCUAAACAUUUCGUUGCUUUGAGCACAAAUGGGCCGAAAGUGAAGGAGUUUGGCAUCGAUACGGCCAAUAUGUUUGAGUUUUGGGACUGGGUUGGAGGUAGGUAUUCCCUGUGGUCCGCUAUCGGGCUUAGUAUUUCGCUGGCGAUUGGGUUCGAGAAUUUUCUCCAGUUGUUGGAAGGGGCGCAUUAUAUGGAUAACCACUUCAGGUCGGCGCCCUUGGAACAGAACGCUCCAGUGAUUUUGGCCCUUUUGGGCGUCUGGUACCACAACUUCUACGGCGCCGAGACGCACGCUCUCUUGCCCUACGACCAGUAUUUGCACCGUUUCGCGGCCUAUUUCCAGCAGGGUGACAUGGAGAGCAACGGCAAAUACGUGACCCGAAGCGGCCGAACGGUGAAUUACAGCACAGGGCCGAUCGUGUGGGGGGAGCCGGGGACCAACGGGCAGCACGCCUUCUACCAGUUAAUUCAUCAAGGGACCAGAGUUAUCCCCGCCGAUUUCAUAGCUCCGGUGCAAACGCUCAACCCCAUCAAUAAUGGACUCCACCAUAAAAUAUUGCUGGCCAACUUCUUGGCGCAAACGGAGGCGCUUAUGACGGGGAAAACGGGGGAGCAGGCGCGUGCCGAGCUCCAGAAGCAGGGGCUGGGGGGAGAGGCCCUGGAGAAGAUCCUCCCGCAUAAGAUCUUCGAAGGGAACAGGCCGACUAACAGUAUUAUGGUGAAGAAAAUCACGCCGUUUACGCUCGGCGCGCUCAUUGCCAUGUACGAGCACAAGAUCUUCACUCAGGGAAUCAUCUGGAAUAUCAAUUCGUUUGACCAAUGGGGAGUGGAGCUGGGGAAGCAGCUGGCGAAGGCAAUCGAGCCCGAAUUGCAAGACAAUAAAGCCGUGACUUCGCACGACUCGUCCACAAACGGACUCAUCAGCUUCAUCAAAGCCAAUCAUUAAGGGGUGGCGUGGCUCUGUAUAGGUGUUAGGGAGAUUAAUAUAUUGUAUGUUUUUAUUAAUAAAGAGAUAUUAGAA
Molecule: messenger RNA, 1875 nt
Organism: Tribolium castaneum (red flour beetle)
Lineage: Eukaryota; Metazoa; Arthropoda; Insecta; Coleoptera; Tenebrionidae
Gene: Pgi
Product: Phosphoglucose isomerase
Exons: 6
Coding region: 1-1800 (599 amino acids)
Biological process (GO): glycolytic process; gluconeogenesis; glucose 6-phosphate metabolic process
Cellular component (GO): cytosol
Molecular function (GO): carbohydrate derivative binding; monosaccharide binding; glucose-6-phosphate isomerase activity
Source: RefSeq, a predicted model, not a curated record